This is a messenger RNA of Angiostrongylus costaricensis, 1041 nucleotides long. The record is from the annotation of a GenBank genome assembly. NCBI's taxonomy places the organism in Eukaryota, Metazoa, Nematoda, Chromadorea, Rhabditida, Metastrongylidae.
AUGAAUAUUGCUUGGCCUGAAUUUCUUCAGCCUCAUGUUGAGGUUCUGUUGUUAUGGAUUACUUGGGCUGUGGAUUACAUUGACCUGGACUACUUAGAGUAUUUAUUGUGGCUAUUCCUUCCAAUUAUCACAAUCUUCGUACUACCCGCCUUUAUCGUUCUCUUCAUGUAUGGUUGUGUAAUUUUCAUUCAUAUCUAUGGAUUGCGUCAUCAAAUUCGUGCAGCCUAUAAUACGAGUUACUGGAAUGGAGCUCGGAUCGCUAUCACCUCAUUUUGGGAUGCUGUUGGAUACGUCUGGCAUGGUUACGAAUUACGUGGUAUUGAAAAUGUACCCGACGAAGGUUCUGCUCUCUUCAUUUAUUACCACGGAUGCCUUCCGUUGGAUGUCUACUAUCUUAUCGCUAAGCUAAUCCUAUACAAAAAUCGAACGCUCCAUUGUGUCGGCGAUAAAUUUAUAUUCAAAAUUCCGGGCUGGAGUGUGAUCUGCAAGGUUUUCUCUAUCACAGCAGGUACUGUUGAAGAAUGUACUAGCCAAUUGAAAGACGGUAACCUUCUGUGUAUAGCACCUGGAGGCGUUCGCGAAGCACUUUUCUCUGAUCCAAAUGUGUACGAUAUCUUAUGGGGAAAACGACUUGGAUUCGCACGAGUUGUGAUAAACUCAAGAGCGCCAGUGAUUCCUAUGUUCACAGAGAACUGUCGCGAGUCUUUUCGAACACCGGUUUGGGGACGGAACUUCUUUCGGUGGAUUUAUGAAAAAACUAAGGUGCCUUUGUGUCCUGUUUAUGGCGGAUUCCCGGUCAAAAUGAUUACACACCUCGGCAAACCGAUGAUAUUUGAUUAUGACAAUGUUUCUCCAGAAGAGGUUCGUCGUCAAAUAAAACGAGAAGUACGAGCACUAAUACGACAGCAUCAACGUUUACCAGGUAGUAUUCUGAGGGGAAUCGCACAACGAUUCCGAUCCGGAAGACAAUCGCGGCAAAGAGAAGAACAUCCGGAACAAAUUGUAAGGAAUUUUUUAGAACAUCGUUUUGUGAUUAUUUGA